Helicoverpa zea (corn earworm) is the source of this 5340-nucleotide messenger RNA. It is a transcript of the gene ace2, whose product is annotated as acetylcholinesterase-like. The record is from RefSeq and is a predicted model, not a curated record. Gene Ontology annotation, cellular component: plasma membrane. Gene Ontology annotation, biological process: choline metabolic process; acetylcholine catabolic process in synaptic cleft. The transcript has 7 exons. Gene Ontology annotation, molecular function: acetylcholinesterase activity. Lineage: Eukaryota; Metazoa; Arthropoda; Insecta; Lepidoptera; Noctuidae. Bases 297 to 2240 code for a protein of 647 amino acids.
UCACGUCGAUGGAGACGCAUCGCGGUCGGCCUCUCUCUCAAUAUUAUUACUUUAUUACCAUACAAAACGUGAGUGAGUGUCUGUGAACUUAUUCCAACUUGAGUGACGGUUAGUCCGGACCCUACAGCGAGCUGACAGUUCAACCAAGGUCAUCGAUCAGCAAUUUGACACCUGUUGUGUUUAUAUACUAUAUGUACGACCACAACAGAAUACCGCGUGCCCCUAGAAAUGUGUUUCAACAAGUAUCUCAUUAAGCUGGCGGAUUACUUCAGAUUAGUUUCUGAUACGUCUCGUUAAUGCCAGUGCGAACAACAACAUUCGAAAUGAUCAGCAACACGAAGAUCGUGUUUACCAAGCUCCUGCUGUGCUGCUUCGUGUCAGGCGCCGUCGCGAGGUCGUGGGCCAACCACCACGACACCACUACGUCAACCACACAGACCACCCCCACCACUAGUCCUGUGCCUAAGAACUUCCAUAAUGAUCCACUCAUCGUCGAAACUAAAAGUGGCCUCGUCAAAGGCUACGCUAAGACAGUUAUGGGCAGGGAAGUACAUAUCUUCACCGGUAUUCCGUUCGCAAAGCCCCCUCUAGGACCGUUAAGAUUCCGCAAACCGGUACCCAUCGACCCGUGGCAUGGAGUACUUGAAGCCACUGCGAUGCCAAAUAGCUGUUAUCAAGAACGGUAUGAGUACUUCCCCGGUUUUGAGGGAGAGGAAAUGUGGAAUCCAAACACAAAUAUAUCAGAAGACUGUCUCUAUCUAAACAUUUGGGUUCCCCAGCACUUACGAGUCCGUCAUCAUCAAGAUAAGCCUCUUGCGGAGAGGCCCAAAGUGCCGAUACUAGUGUGGAUUUACGGUGGCGGCUAUAUGAGUGGCACGGCAACACUCGACCUAUAUAAAGCAGACAUAAUGGCUUCUUCCAGUGAUGUAAUAGUAGCAUCUAUGCAAUAUAGGGUUGGGGCGUUCGGAUUUUUAUACUUGAAUAAAUAUUUCUCGCCGGGCAGUGAAGAGGCGCCGGGAAAUAUGGGCUUAUGGGAUCAACAACUCGCUAUUCGUUGGAUUAAAGAUAAUGCUCGUGCUUUUGGUGGUGACCCAGAAUUGAUAACUUUGUUUGGAGAGUCGGCAGGCGGGGGAAGCGUGAGUUUGCAUAUGCUUUCACCAGAGAUGAAGGGAUUAUUCAAAAGAGGCAUCUUGCAAUCUGGAACGUUAAACGCUCCAUGGAGUUGGAUGACAGGAGAGAGAGCACAAGACAUAGGAAAAGUGUUAGUAGAUGACUGUAAUUGCAAUAGCAGCCUGCUAGCUGCCGAUCCGAGCUUAGUGAUGGACUGUAUGCGCGGAGUCGAUGCAAAAACUAUAUCAGUACAGCAGUGGAAUUCCUACACUGGCAUAUUGGGAUUCCCGUCAGCUCCCACUGUGGACGGCGUGUUUUUGCCCAAAGACCCGGACACAAUGAUGAAAGAAGGCAAUUUCCAUAAUACCGAGGUGCUUCUUGGAAGUAAUCAAGACGAAGGAACCUAUUUCUUACUAUACGAUUUCCUUGACUACUUCGAGAAGGAUGGCCCCAGCUUCUUGCAGCGGGAGAAAUUUCUAGAAAUUGUCGACACCAUAUUCAAGGAUUUCUCCAAAAUAAAGAGGGAAGCUAUCGUGUUCCAAUAUACGGACUGGGAGGAAAUUACCGAUGGCUAUCUGAACCAGAAAAUGAUAGCUGACGUGGUUGGCGACUAUUUCUUCGUGUGCCCUACUAACUACUUCGCAGAAGUGCUGGCCGAUUCAGGAGUUGAUGUUUACUACUAUUACUUCACACAUCGCACCAGCACAAGCCUCUGGGGUGAAUGGAUGGGCGUGAUGCACGGCGAUGAGAUGGAGUAUGUCUUCGGGCACCCGCUGAACAUGUCCCUUCAAUACCACACCAGGGAGAGGGACCUUGCUGCACACAUCAUGCAGUCCUUUACGAGAUUCGCUCUGACUGGCAAGCCUCAUAAGCCGGACGAGAAAUGGCCGCUGUACUCUCGCACGUCGCCUCACUACUACACUUACACCGCGGACGGGACUAGCGGGCCAGCCGGGCCGCGCGGGCCUAGGGCCUCCGCUUGCGCUUUCUGGAAUGAUUUCCUUAACAAGCUUAAUGAGCUGGAACACAUGCCGUGUGACGGGGCCGUGACCGGCCCGUACAGUAGCGUCGCAGGCACCACCCUGCCGAUAGUGCUGCUGACCACGCUCGCCACUACCGUCGCACUCUAAGCGACCGGCAUUCACUCGUAGCAAACAGUAGACAAAUUAUUUAUACAAACUAGAACAAUAACGAUGCAAAUAAAUGUUUUCACUUCAUUAAUAACCAUAAAGUCAAAAAUCUUAACUGAAAUGAACUUUAUGAUUGUCAAUGAAGGUCUAGAGUACGCAAAUCGUAUUUCGAAUUUUAAUAUCGGCUACUAAAGUACUAGAAGUAAAUUGUUGUAUUAAUUAAAUAUAUUUUAUCACAAUCUUACAUAUCAAGCGUGGAACGUCAACAGGACAGUGAAAAGGAACGUUACAAAAAUGGAACUUUACAAAAAAGUGAUAACGUGAUGUGAAUUUGUACGUGAAAUGUGAAGGAUAAACAUUAUGAAAAAGCUGAUUAUUGUAUUUAUUUUCCUGUAUAAUAAUUAUUAAUAUUGUAGCAAAAGUAUGUUGAAUGUUAAAUAAUUUAGUUUACGAUGUUCCUGUAACUAGUUGUUUCGUACGUUUGAUGUUUCAUAUAUUUAGUUAAUGUGUAUUUCAUGUUAUGAGUAUUAAAGUAUAAUGUCGGCGGAUUAUUAUAAUACCUGUGCGUAUAUAAUAAUAUGAUAUACUUAGAGAAAGUAUUUAUACGUCGGCUUUCAUUGUUAAAGCGAAGCUUUCACACAGACAGUUUGAUAAAUCACUAUACAUAUCAAAGUGUGCCUCUGCUUGAAUAGCAAAAUGACAUAUCUUAUUCGUAGCAAAUUUUACGAUUUUAUAUAUUAAUGGUAAAUAUAGAAGUCGAGUGUAUACUGUGAGAUGAAUUUUUAUCAAUAUAUUUACUACUGUUGUAUUUAGGACGCUAAUAAUUCGUACCACUUGAGGAUCUUAUGAACUCCAAAUUCUUAUGACUUCGAACAGAUAAUAGUAUAUUUUGUGAAUAGUCCCUUCUCUAGUAUAGAUUGCGAUAUUCUGAACGCUAAGUAGUCUUAUCUGUACCUUACUUAUUGUAUUGAUAGACAAAGCACAAGAUACCGUAAAUCAAUUUAGUAUAACUAAGUCAAACGAUUCUGACACGUAUUGUAAACACUGUAUGAUCGAUUUUCCUUGAUAUUUUCAAAAUCAAUAUACAUAUCAUUAAUAUUAACCUAAUUAUUUAAUAUGUAUAUAAAUAUUUGUGGAAAUAAUAUACAGGAAUCUAUUCGUCUUCACAAUAGCAGUGAAUUCCGAAACCGUACGUAAAUCGUAGCUUAAUAAUGCUUUAAGUGAAAAAUUAUCUUAUGAACUUAGUAACAAUUGUUAUACUUUUAACAUAAUAUUUGUACUAAUGAAACGUUAGCGGUAAAAAUAUUUAUACCUAUGCGAUCGUCAAUUACUAUCCUUGAACAAGAUGGAAGAUGAAGUGGGGGACGUUGGAAGCAAGUGGACAUGCUUAAGCGAAGUGACAAGAAAAAAUGUUGAUUUAGUACCGAAUAAUAUCGAUAUUACCCUUACCCUAAAGUAAUGUAUUCAUAACUGUCCUAAACACACUAUAACCCUUUUUAUAAGCACGAAGUAGUUUUAUAAUUUCAUAUCCCACCAUUAAAUUUCUUUCUACCAAUCCUUACAGUGUAUUUAUAUAAAAAUAUAUAGGGUAUAUACUAAAAUUGGCAAAAGAUGCACGACACUCGCUUUCUUGUUGAAUUAAGCACAAUUUGAGAAGUUGUAUGGGAUAGCUUUAAUUAGUAAGGAUAAGAUGUAAAGUGAUCUAAAUAAGGAUUGUAUUAUAAGUAGCAAUUUCAAUAAUUAUAAGAUCUGUUUUAACCAAAAGUAUAAUUUUAAACAAGUUGUAAUAAUAUGCUUCAUCAAAUAUAAAACUGUACACAAACAUAAAUAUAUUUUGUAGAAAUAUAAAUAGGUAAUAUGUUUCAUUCACGUUAUAUAUUAUAAAGCGAGUAUUGCACUUAAUUUAAACACGGUUUAACUUUGGAUUUGCAAAAUCUUUUUAUUAUAUAAGAAAUUACUGUUAUACUUGUGUACGUGUAAUCAACCCUUAAGGUUUCUCACGAAAUUUGAAGAAAUUAAUAAUUAAUUUCAACCUAAAAAUAAGUUAUCCAUCAUAAAUUAUCUUUUGUUAAAUAUAAAGAAAAAUAUGUAACCAUAUUGAUUUAAAAAAAGUGUAAAGUAAUUAUAUAAAGCAAGUGUAGUGAGAGACAUAUUAUUUUUUCUAGAACUCAAUUGGUGAACGAAAUCUGGUCAUUAUUUAUUUCAAUAGGCCUAAAUUUGGUUUUCACUCAUAGAUCUAUCUUAAAGUAGAAGUAGGGACUACCCUACAUUCUAUCGCUGUAUGAGACGAUAUCAAUACGUACUGUUUGUUAAUAUAUUUGGUAAAUAAGCUACUCAUUAGGCGUAGUAUAUAGCUUAGCAUAUAAGACUUAGAUUUGAUGUGAUUGCCAUUAGAAGUUUGUGUAAUACUGGACUCUUAUUUUCUUCUACAAAUACGGCUAUGUAGGCGAACUGUCAGAACUAUUAUUGAACGGGGAAUCUCUAAAGUGUAUGCGUAACAAUAAUCACACUGUAUGUAUGUAAUACAGCUCUUAAAUGUGUAGUCAAUUAGAAAAAUCUACAAUGGUAUUAUUUGUUAGAUAAAAUAAAUGUUUAAUGUUAUUUGUGUAAAAGCUUAUCUAUAUCUGUUAUGCAAACGAUAAUAGUAGUUACUGCUUUACAAAUUAGGUGCUAAUUUAAUGUGUACAUGAGUGUGCACUUAUUCGUUUGUUCACUGGAAACUAAAUGCGGAUGACGUCGACAAUAUGUGUUUUAUGUGUUUGAUCCAUGUUUGAUGUCGUGUGCUGUUAACGCUUUCAGUAGGUGAAACUAACCAUGUUUUGUAACAUGUUUCUUUCACAAGUUCAUGUAAUCGUAAAGCUAAAUUACUAUCAAAUUAGUUAUUAUUAUAAUUGUCAUAGAAUUUAAAUGUCGAAAAAAAAUCUAGUAUAUUUUUAUUAUUACGUAAAUUCGUUUGUACAGUUGCACUAAUAUUUAUUUCACCGUAGCGGGAAUAAACUAUUUUUGUCAGAAUACUGUUACACAAUAGUGUAUAUUGCUUUUAAAUAAGUAUUUGUUUAUUAUCUCUAUCCAAAAAAAUACUCAAUAAAAUUUAAUUAAA